Molecule: messenger RNA, 2489 nt
Organism: Lactuca virosa
Lineage: Eukaryota; Viridiplantae; Streptophyta; Magnoliopsida; Asterales; Asteraceae
Source: the annotation of a GenBank genome assembly
UUAUUCUUUGGCAAUUUAAGAUCUUUAGUAUUUGUCUGUUUUCAUUAUAACACCAUUAAUUGUUGAAUGGAAUUCCCUACGAGCUGUUAAUAGUACAUAUCGUUUCAAGUUCCAAAGCCAUGGGAUUUGUUGAAAAACAGGAGAGUAACGAUCAUAAAGACCAAAAUAUCGAAAACUCAGGAGCUGAUGUAGAGGUUGAAGAUUCUGCUUGGGUAGCGAAGAUUGAUAGGAACAUGAGCCAGAGCUCUGUAAGCAUAAUAGAAGACGAAGAAGAUGAAGAUGUUCAAGGGAAGAUAGAAAUCGGCCCUCGACGCACCCUUAAAGAACAGUAUGAAGCGGACAAGGACGAUGAAAGCUUGAUGAGAUGGAAAGAACAACUUCUUGGAGCUGUGGAUAUUAACGCUGUUGCAGAAACUCUAGAUCCAGAAGUCAAGAUUUUGAGCCUUGCUAUUGUAUCUCCUGGUAGACAGGAUUUGGUUCUUCCAAUUCCUAAUAAUGGAAAAAUCAAAGGAACAUGGUUUACGCUUAAAGAAGGAAGUCGUUACACUAUCAAAUUCACUUUUGAAGUUCAUAACAACAUUGUGUCGGGCCUCAAGUACACCAACACUGUUUGGAAAACUGGUCUCAGAGUUGACAAGACGAAAGAAAUGAUUGGCACUUUUAGUCCUCAACAAGAGCUUUAUACCCAUGAAAUUCCUGAAGAUACCACCCCUUCUGGCAUACUUGCUAGAGGAUCAUAUUCUGCCAAAACUAAGUUCGUUGAUGACGAUAAUAAGUGUUACUUGGAUUUGAACUAUACAUUCGACAUCAGAAAAGACUGGCAAUUGUCUUGAAGUCUUUAGAUCGAGAUAAUGUUAACUUGGUGCCUGUUUUAGAUCUUAAAUCACAAAUGAGCAAAUCAAAGUUUUUCAUUGCUGAAUUUAUUGACCAUCACGAAAAUGCAAUAACUAAGGCGAUGUUCUUCACUAAUCUUGAUUACUCCGGUGAACCUGCAAGGCCAAAACAGGGAGGAACCGUCAACCGUUCUCCGGGAGGGGAUACCGGGAAAACGCUCUGACGGUCAAGUCAGUGGAUAGACUUGGAUUGUUUAGGGAUUAAUUAGGAGAGAGCGACUUAUUUUUCCGGGCACUGGAGGAGGUCUUUUAUACUGAGGUUUCCUGCCACUCCGUAUGAGACAAUGGCGUCAGACCCGACAGGAUCGGGCGCGCUGAUUGGGCAAUCGUGCUCCUCGUUCUGUCAGAGUUAACGAUUGGUUCAGGUGGUAAUGCACUGAACAUCCCCCUUGUCGUCUGGAGUUGUUAUGCUUUGUCGCGGAGUAGAAGGCGCCCUUGGCGGGACCAGGCUUUCUCCACGGGCGCCCUGCACUUAGGGGCGCCUGCGGGCGCGAGGUUUCGUUGGGCUUGCUAUAUUAAGUGUGGGUCUGCCUUAGGAAGUUCUUUGGUGCGUCUAAGCGCGACUCCUGACCCGUGAUGGGGGCACGUCAUCAAGUCCCCUAGCCUAGUAGUCGUAGCGUUGCUAGACUAGAUAUGAUGUUCUGGACUUAACUGCUUUGUACACGCAUUGAGUUCUGAUUCAAUCGACGCUUCAAUUUUUCCGGCGACAUGACCGCCCAUUAUGAUAGUCAGUUACAUCAUUGCGUCAGGGAUUUUAAAUAUCCCGCCUUUCCUUAUUCUUUAUAAGGGUGAGGAUCCUCUUUAUCGGUUUAACCUUUUCCUCUUGUCUUUCCUUCUUCUUCCAUCAAGGUUUCCUUUAUUUUCUUUUCUGCUUCGAUGGCUGCUCAACCUGGUGUUACUCCUUCUGAUGCCGAAUUUAAGCUUCUCAGUGACGCUUAUGGAUUUUCCUCGACUGAUGGUAUGGAAUUUUCGGCGACUGACUCAAUGAUUCUUUCCACUCCUGCUAGCAAGGUUGGCAUCUACCUGAAGACUUUUGACGCUGGUCUACGCCUUCCUCUCACUGACUUCCAAUAGGAGCUUCUUCAGAAGAACGACUGUAGUAUUCAAAUGCUUACCCCGAACGUUGUUAACAAAAUGGUGGCGUUCGAGAUGAUCUGUUGGGCCAAUGGUGUGCUUCCUGAUUCCUUUGUAUUCAAGUUCUUUUUCCGGUUUAGUGCUACUGGUGACAAGUAUAUGUUCUUCGCUCGACGCGAUGGUCAUGUCUUGGUUCCUGACGGCAAAACCCCCAAGAAUUUGCAGGACAAAUGGUUGUAGGUCAAAUAGGAUCAAGUUGGCCGUGGGCACUACCGAGCAAAUAACUUCUCCGAUGUUACUCAAAAACGGUUUCCCCAUAAUCACGCUACUGUUGAUCUUCUGAAGACCAUCGAGGUCGUGCCUGAGGAGUACACUAAGUAUUUAAUGUAAAAUGAAUGUUCUGAGCCCAACAAAUACACUAAGUAUUUAAUGUAAAAUGACUGUUCUGAGGCCAACAAAUACACUAAGUAUUUAAUGCGCAAACAAUACACUAAGUGCUUUAAAUCUUGUCAGAUUGUGCGC